Messenger RNA from Echinops telfairi (small Madagascar hedgehog), 1128 nucleotides. Its product is annotated as nuclear body protein SP140-like protein. The transcript has 10 exons. Gene Ontology annotation, molecular function: DNA-binding transcription factor activity, RNA polymerase II-specific; protein binding; DNA binding. Gene Ontology annotation, cellular component: nucleus. Gene Ontology annotation, biological process: regulation of transcription by RNA polymerase II. Lineage: Eukaryota; Metazoa; Chordata; Mammalia; Afrosoricida; Tenrecidae. The record is from RefSeq and is a predicted model, not a curated record. The coding region runs from base 1 to 873 and encodes 290 amino acids.
AUGGGGAGUGAAAGUUCAAGAAAGCGCACCUAUGAAACCGUCGAUUUUCACGCCCCUUCACUUCCUGUGACCUGUGGUCAGGUGAAAGGGACUUUAUAUAAGAAGAAAUUAGAACAAGGAAUCUCGGAGAAGUGUAUAGAGAGUGAGGAUGGACGCUGGUUCACCCCUAGAGAAUUUGAAAUCAAAGGAGGAUAUGGAAGAUCCAAGAACUGGAAGCUGACUCUGCUCUGUGGCGGACGGCACCUCCAAUGGCUGCUAAAGAAAGGGUUUCUACCAUAUCCUCCAAGAAUAUACCAAAAGAGAAAAAAGAAAAGACUGGAGCAUAACAUCAGGGCUGUAGUUGACCCCCAUCCUGACAACUCGAAUGACUGUGCGGUGUGCCAGACUGGAGGCGAGCUCUUCUGCUGUGACACCUGUUCAAGGUCUUUUCAUAAGGAAUGCCACAUCCCACCUGUGGAAGUCGAGAGGGACCCCUGGAGCUGCAUCUUCUGCAGGAUGAAGGAUGCCCCAGGCAGCCCGCCGUGUCAGCACGAGUCUGAGGCCCUGGAGAGGCAGAUGCUGCCUGAGGAACAGUUGAAAUGUGAGUUCCUCCUCUUGAUGGUCUAUAGCUGUUCAGAGAGCUCCUUUUUUGCCAAAAUUCCAUAUUACUAUUACAAUAGAGAGAAGGUCCUCAAGGAACCCAUGUGGUUGAACAAAAUUAAGAAGAGGCUGAAUCAGAAGGGUUACCAACAAGUGGAGGAGUUUGUGAAAGACAUGCGCCUCAUCUUUCAGAACCACAGAGCAUCCUUCAAGGACAAGGACUUUGGCCAAAUGGGACUUAGACUGGAGGCUGAAUUUGAGAAGAAUUUCAAGCAAGUGUUUACUAUACAGUAAAUAAGUGAGAACAGUUCUCUUCGGUGUUGAUGCUCAGGUUACCUGAGCAAAUACCCUUUUCUGCCCAACCCCAGAGCACCUCCUGGGACCAGAUGGGCUCAGCUCCAUCUGGAGGAUCGGCUUCCCGGCCUCAUGACGAAGCCAGCCUUGGUGCUUCCCAUGGGAUCAGCCAGAUGCAUCCUUGCUUAGCUUUUCUGCGCUCCCCAUUGUUUACUCCCUGCCCUAGAGAACGAAUAAUAAAUCCCUUACCUAAGA